AUGCUCACGAGGCGCGGGAUCACCCAGGCCGAACCAAGACAUUUCUUGCCUGUUUCGGCGCCUCAUUCCCGGGCAAAAUUUACUGGCCACCUUCUGAGCUGUGAAGAUAGCUGCAGACUCAUAGCUAUUCCGUUGCCCAGGGGCACGGUCUCGCCUCCGACUUCGCGGACUAGAGAGGCGAAGCGAACACAACCGAUGAUCUUUGUCUCACCACGGGAAGCGAUCCGCAAUGAAUCCCGCGCCAACUCGCCCCCUUUCGUCAACAAGGUACGCGAUCCUAUCGCUGUGACAGCGCCUGCAGCGAGAUGGCAGCUGCGCGGUCUCAACGUGCCCUGUGUGCGCAUGGAAACGAAUGUGCGACAGACAGCGGAGACUCUCCCUUUGGGUACCAAUUUUGUUUGGAUCUGGUUGGGCUGGUUGACGAGCUCCCCAAUAUGGGACAAGAUGGACCCCAUGUGCCGCAUUAUCGCAUACGCCGCAUUCAGUCCGCCCAACCUCAUCACAAGGAAGAACCGGUCGCACUCAGAGAUUUGCUCGAAUUCCCAAAACUGCAACUCUGGUUGGGCGAAGGCGAGAGCUUCUUUACCAAGUUACCGGCUAUCCGAGACACUGCGAAGCAAACAACCCAUCUAUAUCUGGUCUGGCUUCCCUCUUAGCCCCCCAGAGAUACCCUUGCCUUGCCUGUCCUCACGUUCUCUUCCUGCGUCUCUCCGCACCCUCUUGUUGAGGAUCAAGACUCUUGAAACGACGACAACUCUUCGACCUCUCUUGAUCCCUCAACCCCAUACUGUACGGCAGACCACCAAGAUGACGCUCGAAACCAAGACUAAUAAUCUUGAUGAGGCUAUGGAUCAGCCAAGUCUCUUACAUAGAGCCUCUCAGAAGUGCUUGCGGGUUCUCAGAAAAGCUUCAAUGAGAGAAAAGUCACGGCCUGACGACAAGUCAAGUACUAGCGGAAGAUCUUUGGCCAGCAGAUCAUCGUUCAGGUCAUCAUUCUCAACGUCAUCUCUGUUCACGAUGAAAACUGUAGAGGAGGAUCGUAUGACCUUGGACCGGCCCAUAGCAGAGGAACCUAUAAGGGAAGAAGUCAGCUGCGAUGGAAACAACUUGAACGAAAACCCCGCCGACGAAGAGUUUACGCAACAAGCGAGUUCAAAAGCACCGAAGAAAGAGCAUCACCAGGGCCAGUCGACCUUCUUUCGGCAGCUGCCCCCCGAAAUCCGGCAUCAGAUUUAUAGACAUUUCUGGGUCUCGGCUGGGGUCGAACGACAUGCUUUUCUACGAAAUAGGAAACUGUUGUUCUCUCCUUGUAUCACAGAUCAUGAAGCGCCUGAUGAGCGUCAAAUCGGGGUCGCCAAAGACUUCCAAAAGUCCUCUUCCACAGCGGAGGUCCAGCCUCACCCGAAAUGGUUCAAAAGGAUGACGUCUCCUUGGUGUAAUCACUGGAAAUGCGAGAGGUUAUGGGAGGACAUACGAGACGGACGCGAAGUAGACGGGAACAAGAAGCAAGCUUACAUGUCUCUUCUCCUGUCCUGUAAGCGGAUAUACGACGAAAGCAUAGAGUCCUUUAGGGAAGCCAAAACCCUAACAAUAACCGACGGUCAAACCCUCCACCGCAUUCUCCGCUGGCCCCGUCCCAAGUACCUCCAUCAAGCUCGCCGCCUCAACAUCUCCCUCCGCCACGACAGCGGCAAUUUUCUUUACCUCAACGGCGCCUCUAUGUGGCACAUACUCUCCGAGCAGGAAUCGUGCCAGGCGGAGAGCAUCUACCUCUGGCUCGACGCCGACUGCCCCGUCACACGUCGCCUGCUGCCCGAGUUCCGCGAGCUGUACAACUGUGUACCGCCAUCCGUCGCGGCCCGCUUGACUAUUGAUUUCCCCUGUGACGCCGAAGACGGGUUCUGGGCGUGGGAGGACGGGGUGGAGGUUGAAUCGCGGGAGGGCGGUGGACAGCUGGAGAGGUUGGGUCCGCUGGUGCCUGAGUUCCAGGUUGUUGCGAGGGGGCGGCAAAGGUUUAAUGAGACUUCGGCCGGAUAUGUUAGUUGUGUUGAUCGGGGGAGCCCGAGGAGGAGAGUUUUGAGGGCGAGUAAUCCGUUUGAGGAUAUUUUGCUCUAUGGGAGAGGAUUCGUUGAUGGGUCAUACGUCUAG
Messenger RNA from Colletotrichum lupini, 2148 nucleotides. RefSeq lists its product as uncharacterized. The record is from RefSeq and is a predicted model, not a curated record. Lineage: Eukaryota; Fungi; Ascomycota; Sordariomycetes; Glomerellales; Glomerellaceae. The transcript is spliced from 8 exons. The coding region runs from base 1 to 2148 and encodes 715 amino acids.